This is a messenger RNA of Metarhizium brunneum ARSEF 3297, 1536 nucleotides long. It is a transcript of the gene dip1, whose product is annotated as Protein dip1. NCBI's taxonomy places the organism in Eukaryota, Fungi, Ascomycota, Sordariomycetes, Hypocreales, Clavicipitaceae. Gene Ontology annotation, molecular function: Arp2/3 complex binding. Gene Ontology annotation, biological process: actin cortical patch localization; actin cortical patch assembly; endocytosis. Gene Ontology annotation, cellular component: actin cortical patch. The record is from RefSeq and is a predicted model, not a curated record.
AUGGAGGACAGUGACAACAUCGUCACUGCAGUCAGCUCCGAAGAUGAGCAUCGACUUUGGACGGAGAUGAGCGAAUGCCUUGCCGCCGAUUGCACGAGCCACGAAUCCAUCGACGACACCCUUCGCGAGUGGCUGGAAAUCACUGCCCGGUUGCGAUAUUGCACCGUGGAUUCGCACGACGAUUUUUUAGCAUGCGCUCACAUGUUACUAGAGAGCGACAUCUUCAGGAACAAUAAAGACUACGUGCGGACUCAGAUUAUUCACAGUCUACUGCAGGAAGACGAGACCGCGCCGUUGCACGCCAUCACCAGCUUCCUGUUUCUUGACGGUUGCAGCGAUGAGGCGACGUUCCCGCGGAUGAUUGAGGAAUCGUGCUUCCCCCGGCUUUUAGAGCUUAUAACUGCACAGCAAGAGGACGCAGAUCCUCGAUUGCACCGCCUCCUGCUCCAGCUAAUGUACGAAAUGUCACGAGUGGAGCGGCUGAACUUUGAAGAUUUGACGCUGGUUGAUGAUUCCUGUGUCCAUUACCUUUUCCAACUGAUUGAGGGUGUCUCCGAUGAUGUACGGGAUCCUUACCACUACCCUACCAUUCGAGUUCUGCUUGUUUUGAAUGAACAAUACAUGCUGGCUUCGACCGAUUCUGUAACAGAAGGGUCAAGUACGAUAUCGAACCCAUUAACAAAUCGCAUCGUCAAGUGUCUGAGUCUUCACGGACCCCUGUACAGAACCUUUGGCGAAAAUGUCAUCCUACUUUUGAACCGGGAAACCGAAACUUCGCUUCAAUUACUGAUUUUAAAGUUAUUGUAUCUGCUGUUUACAACAAAAGCCACAUACGAAUACUUCUAUACCAACGACUUGCGAGUUUUGCUGGAUGUCAUAAUUCGGAAUUUAAUGGAUCUACCGGACGAGAAGAUAUCCUUGCGCCAUACAUACUUGCGCGUCAUGUACCCGCUCUUGGCUCAUACACAACUCAAUCAGCCACCUCACUACAAAAGAGAUGAGGUCCUCCGUGUUCUGAGAAUACUUCGUGGGUCCCCGAACGCGCAUUUUGCCCCCGCAGACGAGACGACUCUACGAUUGGUAGCUCGAGUGACAAAGGUUACAUGGAUCGAAGAGAAGGAAGAAGAGAAGGAAGGUCCGGGGCAAGCCGAAGUAGCCCGCAAAUUCCUUGGAAUCAGCCUGUCACCGUCGCAAUAUGCCAGUAGCAUCAGUGUGGGCGAUGUGGCGGGGGUAAUGGAACGACCUGGGGUCCAAACUCCAAGUCGAAAAGCAUCGACGGCAUCAGAUACGCACGGCAAGACCGAUACGGAAGGCAAUGGCGCGGAACUGUCUGCAAGGGCAAAGAAGCCACUUCCCAUCGUCCCAAAACAUCGACAUGGCAUCCCAUUUACUCAGACAGCCAAAGUUUGUGGAAGUGUGAACGGCGAAGGCAAAAAGAUUCCUCCCAAAGCACCACCGCCCCGGCGUUGGGGUCGAAGGAAGAGUUUGACGGAGCAAUCACCCGUAGAACCCAUCGGCGAAGCUAACCCAGACUGA